AGCAAACAGCCGAGUUCCCCCUCCUUGAACCUCAUUACCAUGGACAUCCAGAACCCGGACAUCACCUCGUCCCGGUACCGGGGGCUGCCGGUGCCCCCCGCUGCCGAGAAGAAGAAAGGGAAGAAGAAGAUCUCCAAGGCUGACAUCGGCGCCCCAAGCGGCUUCAAGCACGUCACCCACGUGGGAUGGGACCCCACCACCGGCUUUGAUGUAUGUAGCUCCAGAGACAGCAGAGGGCUGUCCCCGUGGGCCAAGGGAUGGGAGGUCCCAGGGCAGGGGGCCAAGGACAGGCUGGGGGGCAAAGCUUUGGCAUUAGCAGUGUUUGUGCAUGGGGGGGAGGGAGUGAAAGGGUGUUCCCUCGUGUUUGUGACUACCGGACUUGAUGUGCUGGGUGACUGUGCUUCAAUUGAUGUGCAUGGCUGUUCCCCUGCUGCUCUGCCCCUGAAGUGGCUGCAUCUUAGCGUCAGAUCAGCUAUCCCAAAGCAGCGUUAUGUGCAGCUGUUCCCCAACUGCCCCACCCCAGAGGUGGCUGCAACUCAGUGCAUGGGGAGUCAUCCCCAUGGAGCAUUAGGGGAGCAAACGUGCAGUUCACUUGAGCCCGGACUGCCUAAGAUACUGCCUCCCUGUGCCCCCUCCUUUUCCAAACACAUCUUUUUCUCCCCAUGCAUCUUUGCCUGUCCUUAGGGGCAGAUCCCUGGCUCUGAGCCUACCCCCAAGGCACUGGGGGACUGGCAGCAUGGCUAUUCUUGGCAGCGGCCAGGUUAGAGCAUGCCCUCGGGACAAGGGCAAGGCGCAGCCAGCUGGGGGCGCUGCUGCAGGUAGCAGGAUCCGGCUGGCGCAAGGCCUGGUCCUAGCCCCCCGAUUUUCUUGGACUCCAGAUGGGAUGGGUUCCGUGGGGCUCAGUUGGGAAUUAACAGAAGGCCUGUGGAGUGUCACAGCUUGGGGCUGUGGAUGGCCCCGUGUUUUGUCGGCCCUCGGAGGCAGCGGCCAAUAAUCUGGGCACGAGACUUCGCAAGGGGAUGGCCCGUCUGAUGCUGAGAUGCAGCCACCACUGGGGUAGGCUGGGUGGCAACACUCCUAUAUAACACCACCUGGGGCAGGCUCACCUGGUGCUGAAAUGCAACCACCUCUUGGCUGGGACAACUGGGAACAGCCCCAUAUAAAACCACAUGGGGAAGGCUCCCCUGGCGCUGAGAUGCAGCCAUCUCUGGGGCAGGGCAGCUGGGAACAGCUGCAUAUAACACACCAUGGGGACGGCUUGCUUGGCACGGAGA
This is a messenger RNA of Pelodiscus sinensis (Chinese soft-shelled turtle), 1274 nucleotides long. NCBI's taxonomy places the organism in Eukaryota, Metazoa, Chordata, Testudines, Trionychidae. The record is from RefSeq and is a predicted model, not a curated record.